This is a messenger RNA of Exophiala viscosa, 1662 nucleotides long. RefSeq lists its product as uncharacterized. Bases 298 to 1296 code for a protein of 332 amino acids. The record is from RefSeq and is a predicted model, not a curated record. The transcript has a single exon. NCBI's taxonomy places the organism in Eukaryota, Fungi, Ascomycota, Eurotiomycetes, Chaetothyriales, Herpotrichiellaceae.
GCGCAGUGCGGGGGAGAGUUUGGACAGUGGGGCUUGGGUGGCGUAAAGUGUCGGACGAGCAGGCUGACGCUUUUCGGUCCUCCAAAGUUCCCAGACAUUAAUAGGACAUCAUCUUCCCUCUGCCGGACCAGAUUGUGAUAGUGACAUUGCAUUCUUCAACCUCAAGAUGCCGGUUCCCGUUCGCGGUAAGCAUCCUUCAAUGCUGCAUACUCCCUUAUAUCAUCAUCGAGUCGAGGGCCGACGACAAAGCCUGAGAGGCUUUACUGAGGAUGUAAGGUUAUCUGGCUGAGACUAACAAUGGUGUCUCCCUCAGCAGGUAUCAUAUUAACAGUCUCUGUACUGGUGGCGGCAAGUCUCGCCGCAUACGAAAACCCUCACGUGCGAGCAUGGAUCGAUCGGACGAGGCAGAAGAUUGCCAUGAGCCUUCAUUCCCUUGGUGAUGAAAUAGACCCACCACGGCCGACUCGCCAGAAAUCAAAUGAUGCCUCAAUGCAUGCAGAAAAAGGUGAAGAAGCAGAAGAACGAAGGCGGCAAGCGAUUGCGGAGAUCAUGGAGCGGGGCCGAGUGAUGGAAGAAAGAAGGAAGACACGAAAGUCUUCAGAUAAUGAGAAAUCAAGAAGUCCGAGUUUCGACAACUUGGUAGACGAUAACGGUGCCUUGCGGUCGCCAACCGGUACGGAAUCUUCGACUGCAGCACAAGCGUCCGGUGUUGAUCGAUCGAACGAAAAUAUCAAGCAGCGUGGCAUCCAUUCUGUGGCACAAGACGUCCACCAAACUGUCGACGAGGUCAUUCCUUCGCGUGAUUUGACGUCAAGUCAAGACGACAACGUUUGGGAAUCACGUUACGAACAAGAGAUGCGUGAAGCGUGGAAUAUUCCACUAUCCGACAGACGAAUCGAACUUCCCUCGAGUCAUGCCUCAGAAAGUCUUAUCGACCUGACCCCAACCACGGAAAAUGCUCCUGAUCCGGAGAUCUCGAUCCCAUCUGCAGAGUAUCUGCAUCGACUUGAGCCGUCAGACUAUUUCUCAGCGGCGGCCUCAAACUCGACUCACACUCUUUCAGAUGGGUCAAGUGUGCAUCUCCUCCCACCAACAACAGCAGUCCACCCUUCCUCGCACAGACCGAACUCGGCUUCUCUCGCACCAUCCGUUGAUGGGAGUAUAAGCAGUAUUCAUGCAAGCGAGCUGGACGACAACUCGGAUGAUAUGCUCAGCGAGAUGGGAGAUGGCAUUCGUACACCUGCAAGUGUUUGGACUGAUGUGGGAUCAACGGUUAGUGGCGAACAUCACCUGUAGAUGAAGAUGCUGUAACGAUGGAGUGUGGUGUUUGAUAGCGUUUGGAUGGUAUGGAGUUGGUCGGUAUGGUCUGGAAACUGAUCAUGCAUAGAUGCUUGAUAGCAUGUAAGUUCUUCAUGGUUACAAUCUGUCCUGCAUCUACUUUCUGCAUGUUGCCGUCGGUCACAAAGGCAUGCAAGUCCAUUGUGCUCUCGACCACCGGACAAGAAUCUGCUCACCGCCGAUGCAUGCUGCCGUCCUUCGGGGUUGAGAUGUCGCUGCCCAGUGUUUAGUGGUCCUCGUUCGCACCUGCCUCUACUGCUGCAAUUGUCGACCUUCUGUGUGGGUCAACCUCGAUUUCCAUUCACUGGCUCAGGUGUCUCACAG